GGCGAACGAAAGUGGGGCAGAGGAAACAGGGCAGGAGCAGUCCGGGGGUUCAGUCGUGUACGGUGCCAGUUCAUCGGGCGAGGAGGAAAAGCAAAAAGAAAACCAGGCCGCAGCUCUCGCUGCAGUAGUUUCGAAAGAAUCUGUUGGGCGACCCGUGUUGCCCGCCCCGGCGGAAAAGGUAGUGGCGCCUGCGAAACAAGAGCCGCCGCGUCCGGUUGUGAGUUUAGUAGAUGAAGCCUUUGCAGCGGAUCGUCCGGCAGGCCCGUCUUCAUCCUCAAAAUCAGCAGUGCAGUCUGAGGACGACAAAAACCUUCGUCCUGUGGCUGCACUGGAAGCACCAUCAUCUUCAUCAGCGCGAACAGGUCCUGAUUUUUCCGCCAGUGUACUAGUUGCGGAAGAUUUAUUUCCUGCUCCUGGUGUGCCCCCGAGAAAAAAUAUAGGACCGCCAGAACGAACAGACGGAGCGGCUUCAACUUCCCUCUCUCAACCGCCAGACGCCGCAAACGCACAAGGUAAAGCUGCUGUUCCACCAUCUUCGGAGGAGCUGGGAAUCAAGAGCGCAAAGGUCAUCAUAGGCGAGGACUUCGACGUUGAUGGAAACAUCACAAAUUCCAUGGCCGCCAUGAGCCCAGAAGAGGUUGCAGAAGUAGAGGAAAUCGAACUUGAGAAUCGGCAGAACGCGACUAGUAUUCAUUGCAGAUACAAUGUCUGGAUCCGGAACUUGUGAUGCUUGUCUUGCAUUUUUCAACAAUCUGUCGUGUAGUUGCAUAACCGAUAUUAAAAGUGAAGCUGCUUUCGUAAUGCAAAAAAGCAGCUUUUCAUGAUCGAUGUGGAGGUGCACUAUGAAUGCGAUUAGAGGAGCGCUCUAAAAAAUUGUAAACACAAUUGGCAGGUGCGCUUAGAGCUCCUCCUGCAUUCUCAUUCAUCGGUAAAGCUUCAACCACAAGUUUCCAGACCCAGACACCUUCUCAAUGCAUAAUCAACCUCGCAAACCAGAUCGCGGUGGAGAGCCUAAAUCCUGCCGUCGAACGACUCCCCAGCAUUUUGGAGGUUCUUCAUGAGGAGGAAGCGACAAGCUCUGCGGCUGAGAACUUAAACGAUGCCAACCGCAGCGCCGCAAAUGAGGCUGAGCACGCGAAUGAUCUCAGCUCCGAUGAUUUUCGCGAGGGGGAACACAGCAUGGCAGACACCAAUCAUGAUUUUCGCGAGGGGGAGCAUAGCAUGCCAGAAGCAGGUGAAGAUAAAGCAGCAGCAGGCGAAACUACAAAAUCACUGACAAAAAAUCAAGCACCACAAGAACUACGAGCAGACCCAGCCGGAGAAGCUGAAGACGCGCCACCGCCGACGCUUACACUUACAGCAAGCAAAUCAGCAAGAGGCGCUGCAGAUGAAAAUCCUCCAGCUGGUGCAGAAAGAACUUCUUUGGUAGUCGACAUAGAAGAGAAAGUUGAAGAAGAAAAAGGAGCUAUCCUGUGCAAAAGUUGUAUCGUACUCGUAUAAAUGCAAGUCUUGCAUCUUGCUCUUAAGGUAGAUCCGCAUUACAAGUUUUAUUUCUCAUGCUGGCAAUGCAUUUAUACGAGUGCGAUACUUUUGCAAUGCAUAGGAGCCACAGAAGAACAACUUCUCCUCCGUCCGUCCGCCGCGGAACAAUCCCACGAGAUCCGCUCCGAAUGGUACAAAGCCAUGACAAACUAUCCCAAGAAAAAGUGAUAACGCUAACGGAGUUUGCGAUGCAGAAACUCAUCACACGAUCAAGACGUGUCAGAAUUUGUCAUGCAUAGCAUGCAUAUUGGGCUACAUUUGUGAUGCAUGGCUGCAUUCUGUGAAAACCGUUAACGUCAACACUUUUUCCUGUGAUACAAACAGCCGGACCAAUCUGAUGGCCGCAAGAACUACUUCCUUUUCGACGUCGCAGCAGCUAAAGCAACUGCAGCUACCACCGAACCUUUACCAACAAAACUGGUCGGCAUCAAACUAUAUGAACUGCAAAAGUAUCGUACUCGUAUAAAUGCAUUACAAACUUCCCCAGCAUGAGAAAUAAAAUUUGUCAUGCGGAUUUACUUUAGAAAAAAACUUUGUAAUGCAAGACUUGCAUUUAUACGAGUACGAUACUUUUGCACAGGAUAAACUACUACCCUUCCCCGGACCCGACGUCCCGGCUUGCCACCGUAUGAAAGGGUGAGGACCGAAAUCGCCAAAGUUGAAAAAACUUGUGAUGCAUAAAAUGCGAGACGCGAAGUGCCUGUCUUGCAGAGCACGCAACUGAGGCCGAUUAUCAGUCUGUUUGGGGUCUGAGAUAUUAGAGCUGCUAAAGUAGCAUGAUAAAAGCAGUCUUCUCUGCUUAGACAGCAUGACAAAUUGGAUUUAGAUGCUGCCAAGUAAAUUUGUCAUGCGCACAUUGCAAACUGAGCUCCAGCUGGUAUUGCUUUUUUGCAUUACAGAUUAUUUCAAAUUUCACGAGUUCGAUUCUGACACUCCCAUCCACCGCGUUUGCGGCUUUGUCCGAAAACUCUCGCUUUACCCGCGAGUGCCAACUAUGGAAGCGUCAGGAUCGAAAUCGACAAAGUUGAGAUGUUUUGUCAUGCAUAAAAUGCAGCCCACAAAGUGCCUGUCUUGCAGAGUAGGCAAGUGAGGCAGAUUGUAAGCCUGUUUAAGGAUAGAAACUGAGCUGCUAAAGUAGCAUGACAAAAGGCGUCUUCCUUACCCAAACAGCAUGACAAACUGGAUUUCGGCUCUACCCAAAUUUGUCAUGUGUCACUUGGAAGCUGGGCUACAACUGGAAUCCAUUUUAUGCAUGGCAAACCAUUUCAACCUUGUCGAUUUCAAAGCUGGCGCUUCCAUACCAACGCGUUCUGGAGUACAAGGCGCUGGGGAAAGUCGUCUACGUAUCCUGAGUAAAAACGUACCCACACCAGAGUUGUAAUGCAGAUUUGCAAAGACAGGAAGACUUGUAAUGCGCAUCCCCAUGAGAGCCAUUUUCAAUCGUGUUUUGGAAUUUGUGACGCUGUGAACAGGAUGAGCAGAUGAAUCUGUGACGCGGCUGCACUUGCUAACCUGCACUACACUGCAUCGCGCAACUUGUCAUGCGUGACUCGCAAAACUCUUUUUAGGCUUGUGUUGCAAAAUCCCCAUCCUGACUCUGGUGUGGGUACGUUUUUACUCAGGAUACUACGUCAUCAUCUUAACCGUGUUUCUAUUCGUCGCGAUCGCGUGGCUGCUACUCUGGGCCUACUUCUACUUUGCGGUAAAUUUUCGGGAUCAGAAGUUUUUCGACGAGGAUGGGGAGACAGACAAGAUCAAAGAGGCCUUUCAGGACCGGAAUCUGCCGUUAUGAGAGUGCACAGGUUGUCGUCGUCCUCCCGCUCAUUUGUAUAUGCAUGAACAGCAAUAGAACUGGUGGCAAUAGUGCAGAUUUCGCAUGACAAAUCCACACAACAGGGCUGUACUGCUUUUUGGGCCAUAGCUGCAACUUCCGGAACCUGUCAUGCAAACAGUGCCAAGAAGGCAACAAGCCUGGACUUGACUUCUCACAUGACAAAUCACGGGGACGAGGGGGUGUUGUGCAGUCUCAUACCCGUGGCACGCGCUGUACAUCGCGUGGAGCAGCUGGAUAUGCAUUGCAAAAGUAUCGUACUCGUAGUAAUUGGAAUUAUGCAUUAGAAAUCUCCAUCUCAAGGUAAAGCGGCAUGACAAUUUCCAUUAAUUCCAUUUGUCAUGCUGAAGUAAUUUGUAAUGCAAGAAUUACUACUAGCACGAUGUUUUUGCAAUUCAUACUGGACUAACUGCGGACUGAUGCUGUGGGGCCAGUCUAUCCUAUCCUGUGCAAAAGUAUCGUACUCGUAUUGCAAUCAUGCAUUACAAAUUUUGUUCUUAACCUUAAUCAGCAUUACAAAUUUUAUUUCUCAUGCUGAGGAAAUUUGUGAUGCAUUUAUACGAGUGCGAUACUUUUGCAGUUCAUAUAUCCAAGUGCUAAACAACGACAUUUUCUGUCUGAUGCUGUUGUCCUAUGAGAGUGCACAACUCUCCCUUCUCCUCAUUUGUAUUGCAUAAACGGCAAUACAAACACCCGCACAUGUGGAGCCUGUGCAUGACAAGCUCAUGCGCGUACUAAUGUAGUACUGUUUGGGCUUCAUCCGGAAUCUGUCGAAUCUGUCAUGCAAUCAGUACCACAGGGCAGCGCUUGGAUUUGGUGUUUUGCAUGACAAAUGAGGGGGAGCGGGGGUUGUGCACUCUCAUAUGCCCUUGGUCGUUCUCGCCGGGAACUCGUUUUUCCCGUUGUUUUAUCCUGUGCAAAAGCAUCGCGCUCGCAGUAAUUGCAGUCACAUGCAUUACAAAUCUCGCUCCCAAGGCAUAUCAGCAUAACAAAUUCCAUUUGUCAUGCUGAGCGAACUUGUACUAUUGCAAUUACUACUAGAACUAAAGCGCUAUUACUUUUGCAACGCAUAUGUUGCUGAGACUGGUGCUCGUCAUCCUUCGCGAGUUCGCUUUUCGUUUUCCGGAAAAGCAGAUCACGAUCAGUGAGCUGCUGGCUGGGGAUGACGCGAGCGGGGAGGCGGCGUUGUGUCCAGUGUUGGCCGAGAAGGAAAAUGAUGUUGACGGGGAAGUAGAUGCUCUUGACCUACUCGAUUCAUCUGAAAAUCUUGGUAACCUUGAAGAUGUGAAACCAGGACCAGGAGCAUCCAAAGGUAAGACGGGUGAACCUCGUAAGAUGAUGAGCCAGGAGGUGGACGUAGCGCAAGCGAAGCCGGAUGUUAUUGCCGGACUAUCUGCAUCUGCCCCAGAUCAUGAGCUAAAAGUUGCUGCCACGACGACCGCGAGCAGCGUUGCUGCAAACCCAAAUUCCUCGUCCAACAAGCCGACUUAUAGGGUCAGCAAGGACAACAAACCCCUUGUGCGGCUACGUGCCAACCGCAAGCCGACGCGUACUUCCACGGCGUUAGCGAUUGAGGAGGCGGCCGUUGGGGAGCAGGAGCACGAUGAUGCACAAACAAAGUUGGACAAGGAAAUAGAUCGUCCAGUUGCACCUUCUCCUGCCGACAAAACAACCGGAUCGGCAUCAAUCACGACUCUGACAACUCCUGGUGUCCAUAAAGAGCUACAAAAUAAACCACCCACCGGUCGUCCUACGGACCUAGACGCGCUGUCCCCGGUCACGCUCGCGCAGACCGUCCGCCGGACUUCCUUCCUCGAUGUGGCGACGAGAAUAGAUUUGCUGCGCUCCGAGUUGGCACGAUUGAAGAGAAAGAAGUCGCAACUGGAGCUCGAAGCAGCUGCUGCGAGUGUGGACCAUGUUGUUGAAACUACAGCAAUUGAUAUGGAGGAAGAAGAUGAAGAUGACGAUCUGCUCAACAAAGCUCCAGCUCACUCGACGUCAUUUGGUACUGCAUCUGGUUCUAAGGCGAACACGAACUCGCGCCGGGACAAAUUGAAGACCUCGGGGAACAAGAAGCAGCACCUCAAGAAGACCACGCCCCUCCGUGAGCACGAGAGCAUCGUGAGUGCGUGCAACAAGAUUCAAGUCCUGACGGAGAGAGAAAAGUAUGGCUUCCUCCUGGCCGCUAUGAACUACUGCAAAAGUAUCGUACUAGUGGUAAUUGCAACACAAAUUUGCUCAGCUUGACAAAUGGAAUUUGUAUAUGCUGAUUUGCGUUGCUGGGAACGGAACGAGAUUUGUAAAAUGCAUGGCUGCAAUUACAACUACGAGUACGAUACUUUAGUACAUGAUAGACGCGGCCUUCUGUACGACGGAACUUUCGUCCUCGACGACGAAAAGUGCACAGGAUAACAGUCUGGAAAACGACGACAUCCCCCUGAACUACCGCGACGUCCUAUGAACUGCAAAAGUAUAAUCGUACUCGCAUAAAUGCAUUACAAAUUUCCUCAGCGUGAGAAAUGAAAUCUGUAAUGCUGAUUUACCUUAGCAAAAGGAUUUGUAAUGCAUCGUUGCAAUACGAGUGCGAUACUUUUGCACAGGAUACGUCCAGCUGUCGACCAAAUUGCUCGCCACCGCGAACGCCAUUACCGAGUUAUCAAAUUCAAAAUAAAAGGUCUGGGUCUGGAACAAAGCAACUUGUCAUGCUAAAUCUGAAUCAUGUAUAAAAUCUGUAUUGCAUGACUCCCAAGAAAAGCUGUCCACUUUUGACCUAAUCAGGAGGCAGUCGCAGUAGUUUCUCAUGCAGGAUAGGUAUGAUAGAAGUCCUCUCGCAGAAUCUGUCAUGCUAUGUCCUACAUACAAGACCUCAUGGGUCAUGGACAACCUGCGUGACAAGUCUGGCACUUCUCUUCCAAACCCAGACAUGUUUGCAGUUGAUACGAGUAUGAUGUCUACGACUUCCUCCUGAAGCACCCGCGGCGCUGCUGCACCCACCUCUUCCCCCGGGCGCACACCCAGUGGCUGCUGUUUCUGCAGUGUUUGCUGGUGUUCUCAUAUCACAGGAAAAAAGUGUUACAGUUACACAUUUGUUGGAGUUUCUGCAUCACAAAGUUGCUCGACAUGGCCCAGAAAGCUUGUGAUGCGCAGACUGUAAGGGAAAAUACGAAUGAAAUGAGGCUUGCAAGCAUCUCCUGCAUGACAAAGGUUGUCUGUCUUGCUUGUCUUCCUUCAGAGUGUGUAACUGUAACACUUUUUUUUCCAGGAUAUCUCACUCUUGGCCUGCAUGUUGGGCUUCGACUGGGAAGGGCCGGCAUUUGGGCAGAUUGUGCGGGCGCCGCGGGGACGAGGAGACGGAGACCCUCCACAGGACAAGAAACAGGACGACAAUAGCGACAGUGUAGAAGGAGCUGCCCCUUACUUCCGGAGUGCAUCAUCUUCAUCUUCAAGCACGAAGUACGCACACCCAAACGAGAACGCCUCGCUGCAAGACGAGGAACCCGCGGAGACGCCGUUCUGGCUAUGAACUGCAAAAGUAUCGUACUCGUAUAAAUGCAUUACAAAUUUCCUCAGCAUGAGAAAUAAAAUUUGUAAUGCUGAUUUACCUUAAGCAAAAGAUUUGUAAUGCAAGAAUUGCAUUAAUUCGAGUACGAUACUUUUGCACAGGAUACUGGCUGAAAUUCAGCAAUGCGUUGCUCCAGUCGGCUUCGAGUCGACUAUCCACAGGAAAUUUCCCGUACAAGUACAAAUCGGGUUUCUGCAUGACAAAACUUGCCUUCAAUCCUAGUGCAGCAUGACAAGCUGGGCUCUGCAAGGUAGCGAAAUUUGUCAUGCAUUUUGUACAUGUACAGGAAAUUUACAUUGCAUACCGAACGACUGGGUGCAACAACAUCGACAUGAACGAGUUGUUAUCCUGUGCAAAAGUAUCGUACUCGUAGUAAUUGCAUUCAUGCAUUACAAAUUUUUUUCUUAAGGUAAAUCCGCAUGACAAAUUUUAUUUCUCAUGCUGGGGAAGUUUGUAAUGCAUUUAUACGAGGACGAUACUUUUGCAGUUCAUAGCUGUCUUUGCCGUCUUUGUGGCUAGUUCUGGUCUGCAUGUACAUCUCGAUGUCGCCGACAGUUGUGGUAUUCACAGGAAAUUUCCCGUACACGUACAAGUGUGGUUUCUGCAUGACAAAACUUGCCUGCAAUCCUAGUCCAGCAUGACAAGUUGGGCUCUGCAAGGUGGCGAAAUUUGUCAUGCCUUUUGUACAUGUACAGGAAAUUUACAUUCCAUAUAUGGUAAUGCGGUACACCAGCAUUUCCUCCGGCGGGAUAAACUAUCGUGUGCAAAAGUAUCGUGCUCGUAGUAAUCGCAGCCAUGCAUUACAAAUCUCUAUUCCAAGGCAAAACAGCAUGGCAGAUUCCAUUUGUCAUGCUGAGCUAAUUUGUAUUGCAAUUACUACUAGAGCGAUACUUUUGCAGUUCAUAUACACGAUUUGAGUCUGCCCUUCGCCCCGGGAGGAAUCCAGGCGGAUCAGUCUUCGCCGGAGGAAAUGAGCCCGGAGGAAGAGGAGGCGGAAGAUAACGCGCCGGUUAAAAAAGGCCUGAAACACGAAGAGGAUGGCACGCAAAUCAAAGGAAAACAAGCAAGCUCUCCUGGAACAACAAAAGAAGCUGCUGCAAGGUCACCGCGUACAGAAGCUGAAGCGGCUGGUCGUCGUGAAGAAAGGAACGACAAUGAUAUGCGGGCCACAACGCAAAUGGACACAAUUGACAUGAAGAAGGCUCUCCUCGACAAGCCCCAGAAGCCGGAAGGCGAAGCACAAGAAGCAGGCACUAAUUUAAUCGAAGGAGCAGUACCAGUAGAAGAUGAAAACAGGCCCGGUGAGAAUGAGAAUGAAAUCCGGUCGGAGCCUGAGGAGAGAGUUCUUCUGGAAGCAGCUGCGGAGAAGCACAAGCAGGGAACUCAGAGUCCACCAGAACGAGAAGUCGACCCGCUAGAGCGACUGCGAAUUUCGCAAGCUGUAUCCUGUGCAAAAGUAUCGUGCUCGUAUUGCAAUCAUGCAUUACAAAUCCUUUUCUUAAGGUAAAUCAGCAUAUACAAAUUUGAUUUCUCAUGCUGAGGAAACUUGUAAUGCAUUUAUACGACGAGUGCGAUACUUUUGGUUUUGCUAUGCAUAAGCUGGUGAUGACGAUGCUGAUCGAAAUAAACUUCCCGAUGAAGCAGUUCGUCGUAGCCCAGCAGCGGUACUAUCGGGGGCAUCAGUCACAACAUCCUCGCAGCUCCUCCAAGUCCCUGUAAUAUCGAAUAAGGUCCAACAUCAUCAAACAAUCACCGCGAAUAGCACACCACGCUCCGGUCCCAUAUGCGAUGCAAACGUAUCGUACAACAAGUUACAUAGUAGGAAUAGCAAUACAAACUUGCUCAGCAUGACAAAUGGAAUUUGUCAUGCUGAUUUGCCUCAGGGAAGAAAUUUGUAAUGCAUGACUGCGAUGAGAAGUACAGUACUAAUACGUACGAUACCUGUGCUGCUUUUCAUAUCGCAGCGUGACCAGCAACGUCGACGACCACGAUGCAACCUCGCUGCAUCGUGUAUCCUGUGCAAAAGUAUCGUACUCGUAUUGCAAUCAUGCAUUACAAAUCCUCUUGUUAAGGUAAAUCAGCAUUACAAAUUUUAUUUCUCAUGCUGAGGAAAUUUGUAAUGCAUUUAUACGAGUACCAGGAUACUUCUGCGGUUCAUAUCGUGCCUCGAGCAACGAAAAUUUGAGCGUCGGCGGGAAUUCGCUGCACAUUCCGACGUCUUCGGGUGAGGAUGAGGAUCCUGCAGCAGAGUCUCGUCGUGCAGGUGCAGCAACUUUGCAGCAGGACAAGAAAGUUUCCACGAUUCUUAACGCAGCUGCAAGUGCAACUACAGCAGGGGCAAGAACGAAAAACGAUUUAGUUCGUCAGGACGAGAACCCCAUGACCAAAAUAAACAACACUCGAACAAAGACCACCAUGCAGAAGUUGCAGACAGGACACGACACCGAGGACAGCCCUGUGGACCAUAAGGAGCUAAAGAAACGCCGUUCGCCAGGAGCAGCUUUUGUUUCAUCCGACGCAGGGUCAAAUGCCAGCAGCUCGGGAAAAAAUUCCGGAACAACAUCUACGACCAAGGGCUUGGCUGCAGCGGGGGGAGAAGCACAAGCAGUCGUACCUGCAGCCCGCCCUAGUCUUGCGACGAUGGCCAGCAAGCUGUUCGGGCGCGAGUCCACCCUCGCCCUGGAUAAUAUGAAUUGCAAAAGUAUCGUACUCGUAUAAAUGCAUCACAAAUUUCCUCAGCAUGAGAAAUAAAACUUGUAAUGCAGUUUUGCCCUAAGAGCAAGAUUUGUAAUGCAUGUUUGCGAUUACUAGGAGCGCGAUACUUUUGCACAGGAUAGAUAACGACAAGGAGCGAAAAACGCAGUUUGUUGAAGACCAGGAGGCGGUGGAGGGGAUUGACAUCAUGGGCGGCGACGGUGCAAUAUCAAAUGUAAAAAUGUCUGUGUCUGGAAGAUUCUGAGACUUGUCAUGCAUAUUUUGCAUGGCCCAGGAUGUCUGUAAUGCACGACCUAGCAUCACAGAUUUUUAGACGGCUUUCUGAUGCCUACUCCGCAUGACAGACGCCCUUCCCGUGUAGCACAAACUAGACUCCUCUUGCUGGUCAUGCAAUACAAAUUUUUUUAGAGUCCAAAGUUAGCAUCACAAGUUCUAACCUUCCAGAGGACCCAGUCACUUUUACGAUUUGAUAUGCAACUGGGGCCAACGUCAACGACGGCGCGGGCGAGGUGCGGAACACUACCCUGUGCAAAAGUAUCGCACUCGUAUUGCAGUCAUGCAUCACAAAUCUUUUUCUCAAGGUAAAUCCGCAUUACAAAUUUUAUUUCAUCUCAUGCUGAGGAAAUUUGUAAUGCAUUUAUACGACAGUGCGAUACUUUUGCAGUUCAUAAACACUUUGCGGUCGCAAAUUCGCUACCACAUGUUGCAGCACACGGUGUUUCUGGUGAUUGUGAUUUUCGCAGUGUUGACUUUCGAGACGACCAUUCCGAAGAGUCACUCUGGUUUCAAUCACAUUCGGAAAAUGCGGAACGCCGAGCGCUACCGUGGUUUGAGGCAAGACUACGGGUACUUUCACGGCGAAAACUACGGCAACAACGUCGGGAGGAGAUUCGCGGAUAGUGAGAAAAAUGCUGAAAAUCCGGCAAACAGGAUCUUCGGCACUGACGAGCCGGAGCAGACGACCCGGAGCGGCGGGGAACACCAGGUGCAAAAGAAAGACAGUCUUGCUGCUGGGAAAAACCGUCGAGAAGAUGAAGAUAUGAAGAUUCCGUUUCCGGGUAGGAGAAGCACGGUAGUACCUGUGGAAAGUGCGAAGAACAAAUCCGACGGCGCGGAUCCAACCUUCAUUUCAAACUACAAGUGGAAUAGAACCACAAGAGGAGCACCAGCGGGUCGUGAACCUGCUGCAGAAAAGCAGCGAACCAGCGUCCAGCAUACGUGGUCGCACGAAGAAGAUCUGAAAAACACGACGCUGCACAUAGGCGGUGAUGUGCGCUACCAGCAGCACGAGAAGAACUACACUGGGCCCGGCAGCACCCGGAAGAUAAACCACACAGUCGUCGCUGAGGCCGUAGUUGCAGGUCAGGGUAAAAAACGUCGGGCGCAAGGAUUUUAUUUCGAAGGCAAUCUUCGCGCCGGAGAGUUUGUAGACCCAGAAACUAUGCUGGGCGGAGAAGAUCCAGGCUACAAUCCCCCGCCGCCCCUCCACAACAUUUUGACCAUUACCUACGACCCACCUAGCACCGAUAUUACCAACAGAACGUCCUCAACUUCGAAAGGAGGUGGCGAACGCCACAUCGACAAGAUUGUGGUGGACCAGUCUGUAUGAAAUGCAAAACUAUCGCACUUGUUCUCGCAAAUGAAACUAUCGCGCUGACGCAGGCAUCAGUUAUUGUGUGCAUGAUAGCUUUAUCGGAACAAGCUUCGUCACAAAUUUCGCUUGUAGUUUGUCAUGCGAUUUUUUACAUGCAAUUUCAGGCAAGACGAUAGUUUUACGAUGCAUAGUCUACACAAAACUUUGGCGAGCCGGUGGCGAACAAUGACGUUCCUUUCUUCAAGCUGAUCUACGAAAUCAUCUCCGCGUAUGGCAUGGUCGGGUACAGUAUGCAUUGGCAUUGCAAAUAAAGCAUCGCGCUCGUACUUUUACGUAGAGAAUGUAGAACUAAUGGAAAUUGCAUACUCAUACAAAUUUUCCCAAGAUGAACAAAGAACGCAAUCUGUGUUGCUGGAGAAGGCAAUUACUUAGAGUUUUGUCAUGUAGCAUAUCUAUGUUGCACCACUUAGUACAAUACGAGUACGGGCGCAAGAACAUUUUUGCACCGGACAUACAGCUUGUCUGGCGGGAAGGUGCUGCAAGUGAGCCCGGCCCAGUUGCCAAAUGGGGAGUUUAUCGAGCGACUGGUUUUGUACGUCGACAACCCAGCCUCGUUUUCCGCGUCCUGGACCGCGUGGAGCAAGAUCUGGCUGUGUAUCGUGAUGCUGUUGGGCCGACUCCGCGGGUUGCCCGACUCGAUUGACCCAAGCGUGGCGAUGACCAUGCCGACGAGAGCUACGAAAAUGGUCGCGGGGGGAGCUGCGGGAGGUGCUGAGUAGAGUUGACACCGACGUUUUCGAGGAGAUGAAGUUGGUAUAAUGAAGAUCACAUAUAGUUUUAGAAGAGGCGAGGACAAAGUCAUGACGAGAUCAAAGAUUGGAUCUUGAUUCUUGUAGUUCUUACACGACAAAAAUGGCUAGUCUACCACUUGUGUUCGAAGAUGUAGCUCCAGUCAGAGGCUGCAAGAACGGGGCUGAUAAUGAUUGAAGUGUCCAGGUUUGAUGAUUGAAGUGUCCAGCUGCUCUGUUGCUGCCGCGCCGUCGAGUGUGAGGCCGCUAGUGGACGCGAAGCAGAUAAUGGCGAUGGAGUCGAACUCGUCACCCUCACAGUCACAUUCCAUGAGCGCUUAUUUCCGAUUCAGGAGCCGAGCAUGAGAUCACAAUCAACGAG
This is a messenger RNA of Amoebophrya sp. A120, 12414 nucleotides long. Lineage: Eukaryota; Dinophyceae; Syndiniales; Amoebophryaceae. The record is from the annotation of a GenBank genome assembly.